Molecule: messenger RNA, 1350 nt
Organism: Thyridium curvatum
Lineage: Eukaryota; Fungi; Ascomycota; Sordariomycetes; Thyridiales; Thyridiaceae
Exons: 2
Coding region: 1-1350 (449 amino acids)
Source: RefSeq, a predicted model, not a curated record
AUGCUCAUCACCCGACGACGGCUCGGCAGGCUGCGGCUCUAUCGGCGCCGGAUCUUCUGGGCCCUCCUCAUCCUCUUCUUCAUCGACUGCUACCGCAUCCUCUCCUCCCGCCCCAAGACCGUCCGGAUACCGGUCUCGAAGCCCUCCGCGGCCAGAGCAGGCGGCGUCGGCCCCGGCGCCCGCGCGGCCAACGCAGCCAAGCAGCCGCCCGAGCACGCGAGCCCGCGCGAGCUCAACCAGACCUUCUACAUCGCCUCGGUCCACCGCAACAAUGAAGCCAUCCUGCGCUCCGGCUGGAACGACGCCAUGCUCGCGCUCAUCGACUACCUCGGCCCCGAGAACGUGCACUUCUCGUCCGUCGAGUCGGGCUCGCAGGAGGGCACCAAGGACGCCCUGAUCGACCUCAAGAACCGCCUCGACCUGCGCGGCGUCUCCAACCACGUCUCCCUCGGCAUGACCGUCUGGGAGCAGCUCGACGAGCUCGACACCCGCCCGGACCCGGACGGCGAGCGCGAGCCCGGCUGGAUCUGGAACCAGCUCGAGCACCGCUACGCCCUGCGCCGCAUCCCCUACCUCGCCAACGUGCGCAACCAGGCCAUGGAGCCGCUCAAGUGGCUCCAGAAGCAGGGUCGGACCUUUGACAAGGUCCUCUGGGUCAACGAUGUCAUGUUUGACACCUCCGACAUCCUCACCCUCCUCAACACAAACGACGGCUCCUACGCCGCCGCCUGCUCCAUGGACUUCAAGAGCCCGCCCCUGUACUACGACACCUUCGCCCUGCGCGACGACCGCGGCGACAAGGCCGUCUCCUCCCACUCCCCCUGGUUCCUCUCCCCGACCUCGCGCGCCGCCGUCCGCGCGGGGCGGCCCGUCCGCGUCGCCUCGUGCUGGAACGGCAUCGUCGCCUUCGACGCGAGCCCCUUCUACGCCGACCCGCCGCUGCGCUUCCGCGGCAUCGACGACAGCCUCGCCGACCUGCACCUCGAGGGCAGCGAGUGCUGCCUCGUGCACGCCGACAGCGCCGCGCUGUACGGGGGCGGCGGCGGCGUCUGGCUCAACCCCAACGUGCGCGUCGGCUACACCGUCGACGCCUGGCGCGCCGUGCACGUGGCGCCCGGCCAGCCGUUCCCGCCGGGCCUCGUGGACGCCGUGCGCGGCGCCUGGGAUAACCGGUGGGGGCGGUGGAGGGCCGCCGUGCAGUUCCCGCUCGAGAAGGCGACGGUCCGGCAGCGGCUGCGGGCGUGGGCGGACGCGACGCCCCCCGGGGAGCUCGAGAGGACCGAGGUCGGCGACUUCUGCCUCAUCAACGAGAAGCAGAUCAUGUGGCAGAAUGGGUGGAAGCAUCUGUGA